AUGUACGUGACUCGGAGACUGCUGCGCUCCACGCUGCCCCCUGAGCCCGUGGAGGAGAAGGAGGAGAAACAGAAGGAGGUGCCGUUUCUCCCGCCGCCGACGCCCAAGAGGCGCGCCGCUGUGCGCGCGAGUGCCAAGAUCUGCGAGGUGGUGGCCGACGCCUCGGGCCCCGCUGCUCGUGGCCGCGCGGCCAAGACAUCUCCCAAGCAGACGGAAAACGGGGGCGACGAGAAGAACAAAAGCAGCAGCCAUAAGAAGAUGAAAAAAGAGGAGAAGAAGCAGCAGCAGCACCAACAGAAGGGGGAAGAUGAAGUGCCGGCUGUGGACGUGUCAAAGCUCCACGGCUACCAGCUCAUGGUGGACGUGCACUACCGUGGAGAGGAGUACGCUGAGGCCAGGAUUCUGGACCUAGACCCGGACAAAGAGAUGCUCUUCGUGCACUACAUGGGCUGGAACGCGAGAUUCGACGCGUGGGUCCCACUUGAAGAGGUGGCGGCUCAUGGAAGCCACAGUGGCGUGGCGAAGAAGAAGGACGUCAGCUGGGACGGCGACAUCGCGCUCUUUGCUACUGAGGAGGAGGCGGCCGCACAACGCCAGAGCAAUAAGGCUAAACCCAAAGCGACGAAGACCAAGAAACGGCCUGCCUUGUCGCCCAAGGCACGACAGGCAGCACGGAAAGCACUGCGGAGUGUCAACACGGAUCAAAAGCGGCAUAGCGAGGAGAUGACUGAGUCUGAAGACACAGAACCGUCAGCGAAGUACGUCGUGAAAAAGAGCCCGAAGAACGCUAAGUUUGCGAAAAAGACUGUUACGAAGUCACCUCGUGCUGGGAAGAAGGUGUCCUCGAAGAAGGACUCGUCCUCACCCGCUGGACGAGCACCAAGGCGUGUUCAAGUUGCUGUGGGAACGACAGAUGAAGAUAGCGAGCGCAAGAACGAUACCGAAACGGCAGACUUAGUACUCGAAGUUGAGGUCGAAGGGUGUGAGGCAUCCAACGACGAAGCAGAGGAGGAGAUUGGUGAGGAGGACGAGGAGGAGGAGUCGAAGAAGCCCAAGAGGGGUGGUGCUAUCAACAAGCCAGCAGCUGCAGCGAAAACAGCCCCGUUACCGCCCCACUCUGGUCACGGUGGGCUGGGCAGUGCUACACGAGAGAAAUUGGCAGCGAUCUUUCGGCUACGCGUGCAGCAAAGGCAACAGAUGGAGCAACUGAACGCUAGCCAAGCGGGCUUCCAGCAGUCAUUGCAAGAGCAAGUGUCAACGACAGUGACGGAUACUCCUGACAACCCAGCCGAUACUGCAGAAAACGAAGGCACCAAUAUCGCGGUGGUCAACGCAGAACUUGCUGCAGCAGAAGAGUACCAGCGGCAACUACAGCAGUACUAUUACCACCAGCAAGUCAUGCUAGCAAAUAGCCUGUCGAUGAGCGUCGCCGGCGGUGAGGACCUGAGUGCGAUCCCGCUCCAAGGUGGAAUCAUGGACCCUCGAAUAAUCCAGGAGCGUCUGACAGCGCUGGAGGAGCGCCGUCGACAGCAAGCGCACGUGCAGGCGUACUACCAACAGCUGAUGCUGACACGGGAGCGGAAUGUACGAGCCUUGGCCGCCAACCAGGCCUUCAUGGCUGCGAGCGCUGCAGUCUGGGAGCAGCAACUGAAGGAGACACAGAGUGAAGACGGCACCUCCUCGGUCACGAGCUGGAAGGAUGCCGCCGAGCGCACCGCGUCCGCGGAGACGUCGCCGACCAAGAGCGUGUCAGACAAGAGCGACCCGGCCGAUGCGCCGGCCGAAAACGUUCUCUAUGAGUUUGUACUGUAG
Phytophthora sojae is the source of this 1812-nucleotide messenger RNA. RefSeq lists its product as hypothetical. The record is from RefSeq and is a predicted model, not a curated record. Bases 1 to 1812 code for a protein of 603 amino acids. The transcript has 3 exons. NCBI's taxonomy places the organism in Eukaryota, Oomycota, Peronosporomycetes, Peronosporales, Peronosporaceae.